CAGAAGUUUCAGCUCAGCGCUUCACGCUCAUCCACGACAGAGGGGAGCAUACGCACACAUACAGAUAAGAUGCUGCUCCAAGCGAGUGUGCUGGUUGGCCUGCUGUGCCUCAGUCACGCGGGCGGUGCGUGGGGAUUUGCCCGUCUUCUGGAGGACGUGGAGCUGCGCUCUGCGUUCUCAGCUGCGCGAACCAACAGCAUGGAGGGUGGACCGAAGAUGACGGUGACCUUCGACACUGUUUAUGUGAACAUCGGUGGGGAUUUUGACGCCAAGGCCGGAUUGUUUCGCUGUCGUAUCCCCGGGGCCUACUACUUCUCCUUCACAGUGGGAAAGUUUCCCCACAAAGACCUCUCUGUGAUGUUGAUGAAGAACAGAAAUGAGGUGCAGGCCAUUGUGUACGAGGAGAACGCUGGAGAGGAGAGGAAGGUGCAGAGCCAGAGCGUCAUGCUGCAGCUGGAGUUUGGCGACACCGUCUGGCUCCGUCUCCAUGGCGACCCCCGCUACGCGCUCUACAGUAACACUGGACACUACACCACUUUCAACGGCUACCUGGUCUACCCCGACACCUACGACUACCAGACGCACAACCGCCCACAGCGUCCCGCCUACAACUCGGAGCAGGACAACGUCCACCUGCUGAGCAGCAACCAGGCCGCAGAGCACCCAGGCUCCGGCACCAGGGACCCGGUGCUGGAGAAGGAGCUGCCCAACAGAGAAGAGGACGAGGAGGACGAUGAGGAGGAGGAGGAGGAGGAGGAUGAUCGGAGAUCUGCUUUCUCGGUGGGGCGCACCCAGAGCAUUCUGGGAGUGAACCAGGGCGGCAUGCCGCAGCACCAGCCGGUCGCCUUCGACACGGCCUUCGUCAACAUCGGAGAGGACUUUAACGUGACGGAGGGGCUGUUCACCUGCCGCGUCGCCGGGGCGUACUACUUCUCCUUCAACGUGGGAAAGCUGCCCCAGAAGACGCUGUCGGUCAAGCUGAUGAAGAACCGUCUGGAGGUGCAGACCAUGAUCUACGACGACAGCCAGGGCGAGAAAGCUCUGCAGAGUCAGAGCUUGAUGCUGGCGCUGAAGACAGGAGACACAGUCUGGCUCUACUCCCACCAGAGGGAUGGAUUUGGAGCCUACAGCAACCACGCCAAGUAUAUCACCUUUACGGGCUUCUUGGUGUACCCUGAUGUCCCCCCCACCUCCACCACGGCCACCACCACCUCCAGCCAGACACAUGGUGACAAGAGGCCCUGAGUGCAGCCAACUGACUCCAGGCUGAACAUUGUGGGAGGAAUUCAUGUGAAGUUUCAGAGUCCACAGAGGGGACUGGGCCGAAUACACCAGUAAUGAAUCAAUGCUGCUUUGUCUCUGCUUGAUAUGAAUUCCUCCACAAAGUAACGAGGACCUUGGACUGAGUGCAGCGCUUCAAAAAUUAUUCAUUUUCCAGCUAAUGGCUUCCAAGAACAGGACUCCAUUGCACUUAAAUGUACAUUUUUCACUCUAUAAUGAACUCAUAUCCGUGUCCAUACGAAUCAUACGUGAAAGUCGUCACCAAAGGGUUUAGCUGAUGAUACGUCUGCAUUACAGCCCAGAGGGAGCAGUGUGUGUCCGGUUCACUAUGAUUGGAGUAUUUCUAAGUUGCAAACGUCCUCUGGGAGAGGUUGAAACAGACCGGUUUUGAAAAUCAGCUUACAUAAAAAUUCUUGUAAAAGUACUAUGACGUAGAAUUGCAGUUUUAAGUCAAAGUUAAAAUGCUUCCAAAGGCUCAGUGGACGUGUUGUAAGUGUUUUAAUACAACACCGAAGCUUCAGGGUAGUGACUGUGAAUGGAGACAGACGGAUGUGAACUAAAACAAACCUCAUUAUCCUGCUAACUGAAGGCAAGAAAUGCAAACAUCAGCAGAAUUCAAACGUAAAUCUAAAAACUGGCAGAACAAAGUCCUGAACGAGGAUUUUUGUGAUGAGCGGAAAAACUCGGAAACAACACAAAAAGAUCUGGCAGCGGACAGUGAAAAACAAAAUGUAUAUAUGUCUAUAUAUAAAUAUAUAUAUAUAGGUACAGUAUGUAUGUAUA
This is a messenger RNA of Cololabis saira (Pacific saury), 2064 nucleotides long. RefSeq names its product C1q and TNF related 4 (gene c1qtnf4). The record is from RefSeq and is a predicted model, not a curated record. The transcript has 3 exons. Bases 70 to 1245 code for a protein of 391 amino acids. Lineage: Eukaryota; Metazoa; Chordata; Actinopteri; Beloniformes; Belonidae. Gene Ontology annotation, molecular function: protein binding.